AUGGUUGUGGUCAGUCCCAGCACUAUGAAGCUGGAGUGGGCGGAGAGUGAAUCAGACUAUGGUCUGGAAGAGGCUGCAUUUUACGAAGCGCCCGCCGCCUUACCGCCACCCCCUCGCAAGCAAGUCUCCUUUAGCUUGCGGCUUGAUUUAUACGAUGAAGGCGGCGGCGCCCUCGAAGGCAUCAAAACAGAACCCCCAGAGCCUGAAGAACCCCGAGCUAUGCAGAAGGUCCCUUCACUGUCAGAUCUCACAGACCCUGAAGCGUCUUUGGGUACAGAGCCUCACAGGGCAAUAAAAAACAAGUCGGCUUCGGACCGUUGUGCUGUGACGUCAGGCGGGCGCCGUGGGAACCGCGGCAGGUGCGCCUGCGCCGGCCAC
Brenthis ino (lesser marbled fritillary) is the source of this 378-nucleotide messenger RNA. The record is from the annotation of a GenBank genome assembly. NCBI's taxonomy places the organism in Eukaryota, Metazoa, Arthropoda, Insecta, Lepidoptera, Nymphalidae.